GCAGCAGGGUCAACCACUGCCACCGGCGCACGCAGCUGUGCACGAGGUCUCCUCACCCACCGGCCGCCGCGUCCGGACCCAGCCCGGCAACUCGCACCUCCUCCUCCUGCUGCCGCCCGCGCGCUUGGCCCCGUGCUCACACGGGGGGUCGAUCAGUAGAACAUCCUGCUCACGGCGUUCCCCGACGCGUGGCUCGUAAGGCACUCUUCCCGCGGUACAAGUGCGACCCACGGUGCUGGCGGAGAGGAACCUAGCAGCGGAAGAUCGAGUUCAGGGAUGGCUUCUGGUGGAACCUUCCGGAACCUUCUCCUGGUGCUCCCCCUCUACCUCGCGCUCGCCUCGUUGGUCGGUGGCGAGGCCUCGAGGAGGUUCUGGAUCGAGAACGAUACCUUUAGGAAGGAUGGAGUACCGUUCCAAAUCGUCGGUGGCGAUGUUCACUAUUUCCGCAUUGUUCCUGAGUACUGGAAGGAUCGCCUUUUAAGAGCAAAAGCAUUAGGCUUGAACACAAUUCAAACAUAUGUACCUUGGAAUUUGCAUGAGCCAGAACCACAGAGCUGGAAAUUCAAGGGCUUCACAGACAUUGAAUCAUAUCUGAGACUUGCUCAAGAACUAGAAAUGCUGGUCAUGCUUCGUGUAGGGCCAUACAUUUGUGGAGAAUGGGACUUAGGAGGUUUUCCACCUUGGUUGCUCACCAUAGAACCAGCCCUUAAACUGCGUUCAUCAGAUUCGUCCUAUCUUUCCUUGGUGGAGAGAUGGUGGGGAGUACUACUUCUGAAAGUGGCACCAUUAUUAUACAAUAAUGGAGGUCCAGUUAUUAUGGUUCAGAUUGAAAAUGAAUUUGGUUCUUUUGGAGAUGAUAAGAAUUACCUUCAUCACCUUGUUCAACUGGCCAGGAGAUAUCUUGGAAACGACAUUAUUCUUUAUACAACUGAUGGGGGCGCCUUGGGUAAUUUAAAGAAUGGAUCAAUUCCUCAAGAUGACGUUUUUGCUGCUGUUGAUUUUGAAACUGGAUCCAAUCCAUGGCCCAUAUUCAAAUUACAGAAGAAAUACAACUUGCCAGGAAAAUCAGUCCCUUUAAGUUCGGAAUUUUAUACUGGAUGGCUAACACACUGGGGUGAAAGAAUCGCAACAACAGAUGCUACUAGUACAGCUAAAGCCCUUAAAACCAUUUUGUGCCACAAUGGUUCUGCUGUACUUUAUAUGGCUCAUGGCGGGACCAAUUUUGGAUUUUAUAAUGGUGCAAACACUGGUCAAGAUGAAUCUGAUUACAAGGCAGACCUCACUUCUUAUGACUAUGAUGCACCGAUUAAGGAGCAUGGAGAUGUGCAUAAUGCAAAAUACAAAGCGCUAAGAAGAGUAAUACAUGAGUGUACUGGGACUCCUCUCCAUCCACUUCCUGCUAACAUUAAAAAAGCAAGUUACGGGAUUAUGAAAUUACAAAAGGUUGUUUCUCUGUUUGACAUCAUUGAUAAUAUCAAUGAUCCUCUGAAAGUUUCUGUUUCGGAGCAUCCACUUUAUAUGGAACAGAUAGGCCAGAUGUUUGGAUUUCUCCUGUACAUGUCAGAAUACCAAGGGAAACUCCCAUCAAGCAUCCUGUCAAUUCCAAAGGUACAUGACAGAGCUCAGGUGUUUGUGUCUUGCUCAGCUGGUGUUAGAACCCUAAGAUAUUGUGGUGUAAUUGAAAGAUGGUCUAAUAAAACACUAGAGAUACCGAACUUAAGAUGUUCAUCUAAGACCAGCCUAUAUAUCCUGGUAGAAAAUAUGGGUCGUGUAAAUUAUGGGCCAUAUAUUUUUGACCGGAAGGGAAUACUAUCUCCUAUUCAAAUAGAUGGCAUUACUCUCCGUCACUGGAAAAUGUAUCCACUGGCACUCAAUUCACUGGACAUCCUUCCAAAACUUCAACUAAUCACUCAAAUACCUUAUGCUGGAGCCAGUAAAAUGUCCAUUCAUGGAGACUCAGAAAAGAUUUUACAGGACUCGUCAUGCUGUUCAAAUGAAAGCACUUCUGCGGAGCCUGCGUUUUAUGAAGGCCAUUUCCGUAUUGACAACGAGACUGAGAUAAAGGAUACAUUCAUAUCGUUUCGUGGUUGGAACAAAGGUGUUGCUUUUGUGAACAACUUCAACAUUGGAAGAUUUUGGCCGGCAUGCGGACCACAGUGUACCCUUUAUGUUCCAGCGCCUAUCCUCAGACCUGGGGAUAACAUUGUUGUAAUCUUUGAACUGCAUGCUCCAAAUCAUGAGCUCACUAUCGAUUUUACCACGGAUCCGGAUUUCACGUGCGGUCCAGAACAGUGAAAAAGGGUUGCACGUGGACGUGGUGUACAUACUGUUACAUAGCAGUACAGUGCAGUGUUCUGUCCUUCCUCUUGCUUUUCUACGUCGGUGCUGGUAUAGAAUGGGUAAAUCUGCUCUAGGACACUACUCUAUAAACGUGGUAUUGGCU
Messenger RNA from Zea mays, 2443 nucleotides. Its product is annotated as beta-galactosidase. Bases 277 to 2295 code for a protein of 672 amino acids. The transcript has 19 exons. The record is from RefSeq and is marked provisional. Gene Ontology annotation, biological process: carbohydrate metabolic process. Lineage: Eukaryota; Viridiplantae; Streptophyta; Magnoliopsida; Poales; Poaceae. Gene Ontology annotation, molecular function: beta-galactosidase activity.